AUGUUGGCUGAUGAAAAGUUAUUGAAGCAACUGAGAGCGGAAAAAUUUGAUUUGGGUAUCAGUGAAGUGAUUAGUUCAUGUGGAUUUGCGAUAUUCGAUAAGAUUAAUUUGGAGAAGUUUGUCGGUUCGUUCGCAACGAAUCUUUUACCAUCGGUAACUCGGCAGUUUGGUAUCGAUCAUAAUCCAAGCUAUAUUCCCGGUAAUGAAAUUAAGGGUAUUAAUAACAGUAGCACUAAAUGA
This is a messenger RNA of Anisakis simplex (herring worm), 240 nucleotides long. The record is from the annotation of a GenBank genome assembly. Lineage: Eukaryota; Metazoa; Nematoda; Chromadorea; Rhabditida; Anisakidae.